AUGCGCCUCCCAACGAAGCCCCAGCAUCCCGGAACGAGCAGCCAGAGCUCAAACGGACUCCCGCAGACUUCCUCCAGGAAACGGUUAGGAGAAACCAGCCUUAGCUCCGCUAAGGUUGCGCUGGAGGAGGAGGAGGAGCCCCGGUGGGAGGCGGGGAAGGAGCCGGGCUCAGCAUCCCAGCGGCGGGAGUCGGAGGCGGGGCCUGAGGGGGGCUCGCAGCUGCCGGGGCAGCCUGGGUCUCCGCCGCCGCCGCCGCAGCACUGGACGUCCAGUCAGGGACCGGAACCUGAGUUCGGCUGGGCGCGGUCUCUGCCAAAGCCCUUGGUGUUCGCGAAGCCCCGCCGCCGCGCCAACUGCCUGGAGACGCCCCUGUCCCGUGCCUUCCGGCCGCUGAAAUGGGAGGUGGGCUCGCGCCCCUGGGUCUUCCUGCUGCUGCCCACGGUUUUGACGGCCCUCGUCGGCUCUGGCCUGAUUUACCUGCCCAAGGAUGCAGAAGAAGACAUAGGGAGCCCGGCCAAGGCUGAGCGACGCUUUGUGCACGGCCGUUUCACCGCCAAGGACUCUUUCUUCUUCUCCAGGAAGAGCACCGAGUUCAAUUGGGUCCUAGUUGUCUCCAGCACCGCCUCGCUGCUAGAAUAAGAAGCCGUGUCUGAAAUUAAUAAAUUGGACGAGGCGGUGCGGGGUUUGUCCGUCAGGGGUGGGGGUGGGGAAGGAACUUAGAUCUAGUACAAUGAGGUCUGCUCCAUGAACCGGCUGUGGGUCCCCUCCAACCCACUCUUGUUCGCCUGGAAAACAGAGACCUCAGCCUGUGAAACAUCACUCUCCCCAUCUACAGCCUAGCCAAGUGGUAUGGUCUACCUGGCCAUCAUCCUAGGAGGAACCCUCUUAGGUGAGAGUUUGGGCCCAAGCCAGUUAGUCCUGGAGGCCAAAGCCAUGCGGCUCCGGUACUGCCUGAAGACGGGAGGAGAGGACAUCGAGCUUAGCAAGACGUGGCUGAUCCAUUUCCUGAACCAAGUUAAGAGCAUGGAAAAGAGUCUGGCUUUGGAGACUAUCCAGGUGUGACUGUGUACGAAAGAAAAUGUGGGUUGCAGCCUUCAGAGUGAUUUCUGCCACCUUGGCAGUGGUGAGUGUCUUUGGCCUGAUGUUGUACGUUGGGGUUCCUUUUGUGACCAUAGUUGCAAAUUCACCCUUUCUUAUUCCAGGUGAGUGAAAAUGUGGGGCUACACAUUGUGUGUGUGGGGGGGUGUGGGGUAGAUAAAGGAAAGGGACUGUCUUAUAUUAAGCAUACUAAUUAUAUUUAGGUGGCGCUACAGAUCCAAAAUGGGCUAUCAGAAAAGAAGAAAAUCAAAUAAAUUAUGUGUCUCUAGAGUUGAAAAAAAAAAAUCUAGUACCCCAAAGGGAAAAACACGGAGCAGGGACAUAAAUAGGCAGUUGAUACACACACACAAACACACACACACACACACACACUCCAAAAUACUAAUCCCUGAAAAUAUAAGAAAAAAUAUAUAUGGCCUCUCAGUUAAUCCAGGAUGAAAGUUAAACCAAAAGUGAGACACCUUGUUUUCUUAUUAGAUUAAUGAAUAUUAGUAAGAUUGAAGGUUUUGGAAAGGUGGUGUGCAAAUGAACACUCUCAUAGUCUGUUGAGGGAAAAUUGUAAAUCAGUACUCUUUUUAAAUCCAAUUUCACAGCAAAUCAAAAGACUUAAAAAUUUAAAAGGGAAUAACUUUGACCUGCCAACUCCAUUUCUAAGAAUUUGUCCUAAUUAUUGGACAAGUGCUCACAAAGCAGAACAAGUAUGUUCAUUUCAGUGUGAUUUUGAAUAGGAACCAAACAAAAGCAACUUAAUCCCGCAUCAACAUGGGAUCGGUCAAUUCAAACAUAGCCUAUUAAAGUUUUGGAAGGCUAUGCAGUCUUUAUGAAGUGGUAGAUAUAUAGCGUUAAAUGAAAAAUGCUGGUUAUGAAACAAGAUGCUUAAAAUAGAGUGGUGUACACAUAUAUGUGUAUAUUUGUAUAGAGCAAAUUCUGGAUGAAUAUACAUAAAAUAUUAGCAAGGAUUUUCCCUGAAGGGGAGAAUUACUUUUGUUUGAAUUUUGCCUUUGUAUUUUCCUGAACUUCCAGAAUUUAUUUUACCAUAAGCACAAGAAGAGAGAGCUAUUUAUAUUUUGUGAAUAAGCAACUUGGAAGAAAUACUAUUUGGUUUCCAGGGGGGAGAGUGGAGGAAGCAUGCACUGAAGGUGCCCCUUCCUGGUGCACACUCACACUCAUCACCCAGGGUUCCCCACAGCCAUGAAUAGCUGGAGCGAAAGUGUAUAUACAUCAUCUUUGUAUUGUCUGUGUGUGCACAGAAGUAUGAGUGUAGGUGUGUGAUUGAGUGUGGGGGGGUGUGAUUUCAGCAACUCAAGCAAUAAAUAUGUGAGGACAUUUUCUAAACCAGGUUCUAUAAAUAAUAAAAUUUUUUAAAUACCUAAUACAUAUCAAUGGGUUCACUCAUGGUUCUUAGUUUCAAUUUUUAGUACAUGUGCUGCUGAAGCAAGCACAUCACUUGUGGUUCUUAGUAUUUCCAAUUCUUCCCUUUGGUCCAGCUAAGUACAAUUGGAAUCCACAAAGCUGGCAGCAGUGGGACCAUCAGGAUGCAGUUUUUGACAGACGAUAUAAACCUGUGUCAGCGUAGACCCUGCUGCCUUGAUCAUACUCAGAGAACAUCUGAAUUAGAGGCAAAGCGCAAUUCCCAGUUCUUCCCUUGUUGCCCAUGGAGGAGAUCCUCCACACUUGAAAUCAAAAUCAACAUUUCACUUCCAAGUACUGAUUUUGGAUCAAUACACACAGAAACAGAGGUGUACGUGGGUGAAAGUUGUAGAAAGCUUGAGGGAGAUGAAAUUUAUCUGCAACAUGCUCGUGCUGGCCUUUCUAACCCCUUUCUUCUCUGUAUAGUCCUCUUCUAGCCUUCAACAAUGAUUUCAAAGUCCUCAAAUGUUCUCCUGUCCUCUUCAUUCCAAACCAAUCCUCAUACAUCAUUGUGGAAAAGACUGAGAACCUUAGCAGGCAUUUAAUAUGCGAAGGAUUCUUAAGAUUUACUUUGGUACAUGUUUCUGAUCUCAAGUGUACUUGUAUUUUAUUGAGAUUAUGCCUUAAGGUGGUCAAGUGAAGUUUGAAUGACAGCAUUCUAGAUAUUAAAAAUGAAUGAAUUUGUUUGUGUGUGUGUCUAUAAACUAUGUGGUGUGUAUAAAAUCAUACCACACUGAUAGCUAGAUGCUACCUGGAGAACAGAUAAAUCCAGCUCAUAAUUUGAGCAGCAGAAUGUUGGCUCAAUGUUAGUUCAUUAGAAUAAAAUGGCUUAUGAGAGAAAAAUGGUCUAUAAAGUAUUUGAAUGGAAUCAAAGAUACAUUUACUCAUCAUUAAAACACCUUAAUGAGGGAGUGCCUGUUGUGGCGCAGUGGAAAGAAUCCGACUAGGAACCAUGAGGUUGCAGGUUCGAUCCCUGGCCUCGCUCAGUGGCUUAAGGAUCCGGCAUUGCUGUGAGCUGUGGUGUAGGCUGGCAGCUGUAGCUUCUAUUAGACUCUUAGCCUGAGAACCUCCAUAUGCUGCGGGUGCGGCCCUAAAAAAAGUCAAAAUAAAACACCCUAAAGAGCAGCCCUCUUAGCGCAGGGGGCAGCUGUCAGUCUCAUAAAACACCCUAAAUGAAGACUGAGAGUAGGGUAUACUGUGCUAUAUGAAAACGGGAGAAUGUACAAAGCACAGAGUUAUUGCAGAGCAAGGAGUGAUAAAUUGUAUUGUGGAUUCAGAGGCAACUGGAGAAAGUAGUAUCCAAACACAUACUAGGCAAGAUAAGACCUUAAGAGACAGACAAAGAAAAUAGUUUGAUCUGUUUAAUUGUUAAUGGCUGUUAAUGUAUGAAGAUUCCUGUUUCUUUUUUUAAACAGGUGUUGGGGUUGAUGACAUGUUUAUCAUGAUGUCUGCCUGGCAGAGGCCAACAUCAUGGAUAACUUAAAAGAGCGGAUGUCCAAUGUCUCUUCAAAAGCAGCAGGGUCCAUUACAAUCACCACCAUCACCAAUGUCCUGGCUUUCUAGACAGGAAUUAUGACCUCUUUCAGGUACUUACAAUACUUCUGCAUCUAUACAGGAACAACACUGCUCCUUUGUUAUCUUUAUAACAUCCCCUGUUUUGGAGCAUUUAUGGUCUUGGAUGGUAAAAGAGAAGCGAUCUGUCUGCGCUGGUUGAAGAAGCCAGAAACUCCCGACCAAAAAUGUUUGUCAUUAAAAAAGUCCUGCUGUCUUCCAUGUAAUUCUCUCCCAGACAAACAUACAGAUGAUAUCCAUCCAAUGAAUUUGUUCUUUAGAGACUAUUUUGGUCCUUUACUCACAAGACCAGAGGCCAAGAUUUUGUAGUGCUUCUGUACACGCUGCGCCUCAUACUUUGUAUAUAGGGGUGUUUCCAAGUGCAGGAAGGCUUAGACUUUCGAAAUUUGGCAAGUGACCACUCCUAUCUCACAGCAUAUUUUAAUGUCGAAGAAGAGUAUUUUUCAAGUUAUGGUCCCAGGGUUAUGGUUAUCAUUAGUGAAGCUCUUGAUCACUGGGAUAAAGAUGCUAGGCAAAAAUUGGAAGAAUGUCUCACAGAUUUCAAAAACAAUGACUAUAUGGAUAAAAAUCUUAGAGUUUUGUUUACGAGAAUAUGUGUGAUUUAUGGAAAGCUGCCAUCAAAAUGUAAAUGAUAUUUUUAUAAGUAAUAGUCCCAAUUUUACAACAGACUUUCCACUUUUGGGAUAUGAUAUUAAUAUUUCAUCGUCACAUGAAAUCAUUUGUUCCCAGGCCUUCAUUCAGACCAUGGGCAUUUCUUCUUCAACCAAUAAGAAGCUGAUAUUACUCCAGUUCUGAGACUUAGCUAAAAAGUGUGAUGUUCCCCUAAUGGUGUAUAACCAUGCAUUCAUAUUUUUUCUUUUUUCUUUUUUUCUUUUGCUUUUUA
Molecule: messenger RNA, 4963 nt
Organism: Sus scrofa (pig)
Lineage: Eukaryota; Metazoa; Chordata; Mammalia; Artiodactyla; Suidae
Source: RefSeq, a predicted model, not a curated record